Molecule: messenger RNA, 348 nt
Organism: Rhagoletis pomonella (apple maggot)
Lineage: Eukaryota; Metazoa; Arthropoda; Insecta; Diptera; Tephritidae
Exons: 3
Coding region: 1-348 (115 amino acids)
Molecular function (GO): protein binding
Source: RefSeq, a predicted model, not a curated record
AUGCAAGGGUCGGUCGAGGCAGAACUGCCCCGCUAUUCCCUCGAAGCAACUACGUCUGGAGGUCUGGGUCCCGGGCAACUUAAUGAGCUUCGUCUCUUCAAAUGUCGCAGUUGUCAAUUGAAGAAAAUCAAUCCACAAUUGUAUAACUUAUUGCCCAUGCUUAAUGAAUUGGAUUUGGGUCGCAAUGAGUUCAAAUUCCUCGACAAAGAUGAAUUUCGCGACGUCAAACACCUCAAUAAAGUCCUACUUGAUGGCAAUCAACUGUCAGUUGUUGUUGACGAGCUGUUUCGCAAUCAAAAAAGUCUGCAGCGCUUGGGUAAGACUUUGCUUCUUACAGCCCUAUUCUAA